AAACUUUGUGCCUCGGAAUCCCGCACUGGAUGAGCGUGGGGUGCAAAGCACAGGGGCAUAUUUUGAAUCUGCAGAGACCAGAGUCGCCGGGUGCAGUUCGCCUCGGCACGCGGCAAAGGGAAACACAGCUUUUCGCACCCCCACCAGCCCGGGGCAGGAGACCGGCGACCAAGGGCGUAGGGGCGGAGACGGAGGGCAGGGGACUGCAGAACCGUACCCGGAGCGGGACGCGAACCGGCAGACUUGGGAGAAGUUUAAUUUGUGCAGAACCUUCGCGCACGAGAGCCGAACAUGCUGCCCCCGCGUGCAGCGCCCGCGUGCACCCAAGCCGGAGAGGGGGCGACAGGGCGGAGACCGUGGCCCCCGGAAGGUGUCUGGGACCGGACCGGCUGCACGUGAGCCCAUCGCGGGGUCAUGUGCACCAGCUCAGCCCGGUUCGGCGCCCGGACGUGCUGCGUAUCAACAAAAUGAAACUCGGGGCGACAGAAAAGCAGAUAGCUGCUCCGAGUCCUCCGAACCCCUGUCCCCGGCCACGCUACCUGUCCGCACCGGUCUCGCCGCAGCCCCUCCGCUCGGCCGGAGCUCGCCGGGCAAGUUGCAGCCCCGGCGCGCCCCCGCCCGCCCGCGCCCCCAUCGCCGGCCCGGGGGCGCUUUGCCGCAGUCAUUAAUAAAGAAGGUCGCCAAGCUCA
Manis javanica (Malayan pangolin) is the source of this 689-nucleotide messenger RNA. Lineage: Eukaryota; Metazoa; Chordata; Mammalia; Pholidota; Manidae. The record is from RefSeq and is a predicted model, not a curated record.